AUGGAAGAGAGGCGGCAGAAGUUUUACCCUGCUGACGAAAUCGUCGCGCUGGUGCGGUCCCUCGACCGGCCGCAGGACGAGGGCCUCUUCUCAAAAGACGUCCUGCUCGUGUACCCACACCUCGCCGAGGAGUACACGCGGGUGUGUCCGCGGCGCUGCGACCUCGCCACCGCCGCGGAGAAGGCCGCCAGUGACGUGUACAGCUACGACGUGAAGCUUACAGCGCUGCGAGACGACGUUGAGUUGAUGGUGAACAACUGCCACCGCUUCAACGGCACGGAGGGGGCCCUGGCCGACAUCGCCAACCGUUUUGAAGCGUUCGCGAAGGAGCAGAUAGACGCGUACGUCGCAAAGAAGACGGGCGGACGUCGGGUGUCGUCUUUUCGCCUAUCUACUGCCACUGCCGCGGGCGAGACAACGCGCGGGAAACGACAGCGUGAGGAGUCAAAAAAUACGUCGGGUGACAGCAGUCCCCAGCAAUCGCAGCAGUCCAGGGGCAGCAAAAGAAGCCACCCCACCCCUGCUGGUGGCGGAAGCAGCCCGGUGACCAGCGCGGAGGUUGUUAAGCUAGUGGAGUCGCUGAACCGCCGCGAGGACAAAGGCGCCUUUGCGGUGGAUGUGGCAACAGCAUACCCGGAGCUGAAGCAGUCGUACGAGGAGGUGUGCCCGGUGAAGAUGAACCUUGCCCUUGCCAGGGAGCGUGCAGCAAGUGGCUACUACCUUGGGAUGCCACAGUGCGCAGCAAAUCCAGAGCAGCCGCCGUCGCCGCAGUUCAAGCGCAGACAACUGUCGGCAGCUGAGGCGUCCACUUCGUCGGUCUUUGGCAGCACAGUUGCCCAGUCUAUGACGCUGCUGCGGAAUGAUGUGGAGCUGAUGGUCUCCAACUGCCUUCGAUUCAACGCCAACGCGCAGGCGUGGGUGAAACUCGCGAAGUCUUUUCAUUCUUUUGCUCACAAGAAGAUUGACGAAUUUGUCCUUCGUCACGCUCCCGCACUCAAAGGCACCAAGUCCGGGGUUGAUGCGUACGUUAAUGAAGCAGACCAGCAGUCGUUGCAGAGGCCGCAGCAGUUGCUCUCCCCGUUAUCGCAAUCCCAGCAGCUAUGUUACAGUAGCAGCCAAGACGACGAGCGGAAAACAGAAGGUACACGCCCCACUGCGGCCGCGGCUGUGGUUGCAUCAACGGCAAUGCAUGCAAAGAAGGAAGCGGUGGCGGCGGUUGUGAGUCCCCCGCCACGUGCCUCGGCGGUGACGGUUGUGAAGUACACCACACCAAUGGUUGUGCCAACCGCACUGCAGCCGGUGUUUGCAACUCCAGAUGCACUGCGUCGACGGCUGGUCUCGGAUCACCUUCACCGCGGGACGCUACGGGCACGGCUUAUCCGCUCAUCUGCUCUCGCUGGUGAGGGCGGUGACACGGGGGGCAAUAAAGAUGAUAAUGGUAAUAAUAAUGCAGAGGAAGAAGAAGGAGCAGGGGAAUUUGACCGGAAGAAAGAGACGCAGCAUACUUCCGCCCAGCAAACUUUUGGCCCUGCACUUAGCUGCCGCGCCGUUCUUCGUGCCUUUGCUGCGUCUGUGGAGGAUUUUUACCAAUCGCAGCGGGAACGGCAGGACUUCGUCACUCCGUUUGAGUACCCGCGGCAGGAGGAGCAGCUCUACACAGACUGUAUUGCCCUUAUUGAGCAGCAGUUUGAGCAUCUUUUUCUCCACACGCUUGUGUACGAUCAGGAGAAGGCAGACUGCUACGAGUGGAGCGCCGCGAAGGCAGUUUGGAGGCUCGUCAAAGAUAACGCGGCUGCCCCGUUAGCCAGCGCCGCCCCUGAUGCCCCAUCUCCUGGCGGUGUGUCCUGCUGGCUGGAUGACGUGCACCUCUGCUACCUUGUCCGUUUCCUGCAGCACUUUCCACAACUCAUGGGGCUUGCCUGCGCCACACCCACGCACUCGGCUGUGGCGACGGCAGCAGCAACAACAACAACAAGCGCAAAGCCGACCUUGCACAUCACGGAAGUGGCGAAGGGCGUCAUAGAGAAGCUUGCGAGAAUCACUGAGGAGCUGUUGGCGUUUAUUGCGCAGUAUGAGCAGAAGGUGGGAAGUGUGGAGAAUCCCGAGAAGGGAGGACAAGCGUCGUAA
Molecule: messenger RNA, 2127 nt
Organism: Trypanosoma rangeli
Lineage: Eukaryota; Euglenozoa; Kinetoplastea; Trypanosomatida; Trypanosomatidae
Exons: 1
Coding region: 1-2127 (708 amino acids)
Molecular function (GO): protein binding
Source: RefSeq, a predicted model, not a curated record